This is a messenger RNA of Cylicocyclus nassatus, 1618 nucleotides long. Lineage: Eukaryota; Metazoa; Nematoda; Chromadorea; Rhabditida; Strongylidae. The record is from the annotation of a GenBank genome assembly.
AUGAGAUCCGUAUUGAUAUUUGUCAUAUACUUCAACGACGUCCUUUCUACUGUGGGAAACUACGCUGAGCAAUAUUGCUCACAGUUUACCGGUUGUGAAAGCUGUGCUGGUCGCCAUCAUGACAGGGAAUUUACAGAAUGCGUAUGGUGCCCAAUAUGGAGCUCCUGCGUAUCUACAGCGGUGAAGUGCCGAUCUGGUUAUCGCGAAAGCGUAGAUUGCCCUCUCCUUUCAUCGACUCCGUACAACGAGACAUUCGCUCGUGUGUUCGGCACACCGCUCAUUGCUGCAGCUCAGGGCACAUACUUGCAAAUGAAGCGAUGUAUCUCAAAUAUUCCUGGAGAUGUUCAACUGUUGAAGCGAUUCGCCAUACAAACUCCAACAGGGGAAAGAACUGAUGGGUAUGUGGCGGUAGACCACACUAGUCAAGCGAUUAUAGCUUCAUUUUCCAGCGUUGCAUCAGGAGACAAGCUUUUCUACACACAUUUCAACGCAGAGUUCUUCACAAACAGGCAGGCGCAGUUCGAAGGAUCAGAUGGAUUAGUGAACAGGUACCUAUAUGACAGCUGGUAUAAACUCUGGUACAUAUUGGGAAUGGAGGAGACUCUAAGAAACCUCGUGAGCAUCUAUAGAAACUACGAGAUAUGGUUCAUUGGCCAUUCACUCGGAGGUGCAAAAGCAGAGAUGUCGGUUCUGUCGAUGCUCUUCAAACGGCUCAUAUCCCAGAAAAAAGUUAGACUUCUCACAUUUGGAGCGACACGUGUUGGCGAUAUGUCAUUUGUAAACCUAAUUGAAGCAUUGGUUCCAUACCGGUUUCGUAUUGUGCACGGACGCGACAUGGUCCCAAGGUAUCCUAGAAUUUUCGAUGGAGAGUGGACUCCUCCGCACCACCAUCGCUAUGAGGUAUGGUAUCCGAAUGGAAUGCGUCCCGGUGCUAAAUAUUUUGUCUGCCUUGGAGCAGAAGACCCACAAUGUAGCACACGCUUGUCCCCGUGGGAAAUACGUGCAGCUGACAAUGACGUGUAUUUUGAACGGAGUAUGCAACAUUGGGCGGAAUCGUACUGCGCUGACAAUGUUUACUAUCCAAGGACACAUGCGUCACUUUUUGCUAACAUCCCUGAGCCAGUCUAUGAUAUGUCUUCCAUCAGAACUAGACAGCCUACCUUGGGGAAGAUUCCUUCUACCAGUACUCGACCAAGUAUUACCGAGCCUCCGUUAUUUACAAAACCUACUUCUCGGGAAACUACUACAUAUUAUAAAACAACUUCCUCUACUGCAUAUUUCAAAACAACUACAUAUCUUAAAACGACUUCAUCAAUGAGGGACACGACCCUUUUCAUUCGCACUACGACGAAGCCGUUAUUAACAACAAACGAUGUUUCCACCACGUCUCUUGCUGACUCAACUAUCACAACUGCAGCGACAACAGAAGAAGAGUUUUCCACUCCGUCCUCAACAACAUCAGAAUACUGGUCAACUUCAACCGUACUAAGAGCUGAAAAUGCCACAAUUGUAUUAGAUAACCGAGAUAACAGCACGGAGCUCCUGAUGCAGAAAGUGAAGGAAGAUCUCGAAAAAACCCGCGCGUUACUGUGAUAUGUCUACCACGACGUCCUCAAGG